AUGCCCCUUGAUUGGGAUCUGAAUGGUUGUGACAACGACGGCUACUCAGUCAUGACCGACCUGGGACAAUUCGGCGCGGUCAUGUUUGAGAUGGUUACUGGCCAACGUUGCAGAUUCGAUCUUUUACAUGACUGGAAGGGUACAGUGGAAGUAACGUCAACGAGCGAGUGGAAGGGUGUAGAGGAAUUACCGUCAACGAGCGAGUGGAAGACUGUAGAGGAAUUACCGUCAAGGAACGAAGUGUGGCUGGGCCAUAUCAUGGAAAAAUGCUGGAAUCAAGGAUUCCAAUCCGCCAAAGCCCUUGCAACCGAGCUGGAGGAGCUUUCCAUAACAGGAGACAGGGUGUUGAAUCCUUGA
Molecule: messenger RNA, 357 nt
Organism: Capronia epimyces CBS 606.96
Lineage: Eukaryota; Fungi; Ascomycota; Eurotiomycetes; Chaetothyriales; Herpotrichiellaceae
Exons: 1
Coding region: 1-357 (118 amino acids)
Source: RefSeq, a predicted model, not a curated record